CUACAUAGACCAUAAUGACUAAUUCAAUAAUAAUGAAAAUGAAAAAUUUUUCAACCGAUUUAUUAAAUUUUAUGAUAAUUUUUCUAUUAUUAAUUGCGUCUAGUAUAGCAAAUAAUAGUUUUCAUUAUAACUGUACAUCGACAAUAAUCGAUUAUUCAAUAAAUUCAUUGGAUUUAAUUAAAAAUUGUACAGUAAUUCAUGGUAGUUUAACAAUAAAUCGAAUUGAUAUGAGUGCAAUAGGAAAUAUUGAAAAUAAUAAUAAUAAGAAUAACAUAAAUAAUUACACUAUAUUGAAUUUAAGGGAAAUUACAGAGUAUCUCAUUAUUUAUAAUAUAACAGGACUCACUAGUUUAGCUGCAUUAUUUCCAAAUUUAGCUAUAAUUAGAGGAAAAACUGUUUUUCAUAAUUAUGCUUUGUCAAUAUAUGAAAAUCCAGAUUUAGAAGAAAUCGGUUUGAAAUCAUUACUUUCAAUAUCAAGGGGACAUGUUUUCAUAGAUCAUUGUCCGAAGUUAUGUAAUGCCGACCAGGUAUAUUGGACUCGUUUAACCUUAUCUACGGGAAAUAAUUACAUACAGUCAACAAAUGCAACCAAUUGCCCUGUAUGUCAUGGUUGUUCAUAUUGUUGGGGAGAAAAAUAUUGUCAAUUUUAUGAAGGAUAUGAUUUAUUUAAUCAGAAAAAAAAUUUGAAAUGUCAUCCACAAUGUUUUGGAGGUUGCUCACAAGAUUCAUCAGAUAUGCACUGUUAUGUUUGUAAAAAUUAUAAUGAAAAUUCAAGAUGUGUGGAACGUUGCACUGAAAAUAGUUAUGCAUAUGAUUUGGAUAUGCACUGUUAUACAAAAGAGGAAUGCAUAAAUCAAAAAGGAGGGUUACUUUACGAAAGCUCAUUAGGAAAUGAAUGUGUUUUAACAUGCCCAUAUGGAUUUAUGGUAAAUGAAAGCACAUGUGUGGAAUGUACUGAUGUCAAUGAUCCUGAUUGUUAUAUACAAUGUGAUAUAGAUGUAGAGGAUAGUGAAGUUGAUUCUUUAGCACGUAUUGAACAGCAUAAAGGAUGCCAUGUAUUAAAUAAUUCUUUAAAUAUACGAUUAUUGGAUAAUUUAGAUGCUUCUGAAUUAGAAAAUAAUUUUGGUGAAAUUCGUAUUAUUCGGGGGCACUUACGAGUAUAUAAUUCACCGUAUAUAAAAAAUUUAAAAUUUCUUAAAAAUCUUCAAGAGGUUCAUGGUAUUCCAACAAAAAAUAAAAAUUUUGGAAUUUUAAUUUAUCAAAACAAUAAUUUAACACAACUAUGGGAUUUACAUCAAAUUCGAAAGAUAAAACUUAUUGAAGGUGGCUUAUAUAUUGACUCAAAUCCAAAACUAUGCAACUGGGAAAUUCAAACAAUGCAAAAAAGUAUUGAACAUAACCGAGAUUUAGAUUUCAUUGUGUACAAUGACGAAGAAAUAUUCUGUGAUAAAGGAAGUUUUGAAUUAGAAAUUACGGAUAAAUCUUCAAAAUCGCUUACAUUGACAUGGCGAACUCCAGUUUUAAAAUCCAAGUUUCAAUAUAUUCCAUCCAAAAUCAUUGAAAUAUUCUUUAGAGAAUAUUCAGAAAAUAUAUCUUUAACAUUGGAUCAUGAUCUUGACAAAGAUAUUUGCUUAAGGACAUCUUGGACAAAAAUUCAACUUAAAAAUUACAGAAGAAAUAAUUAUACUUUAACAAAUUUACAUGAAAAUACAAGAUAUGUAUUCAUUGUAAAAUUAUACAAUUCCAAUAAUAAAAUAGCAUCAGUUCAGUCAACAACAACGUACGCAUCAACAACACCAGACUUUACAAUACAACCAAAGAUUUUUACAACAGUUAAAAUGUAUAAUUUAAUUGGUAUAGGCUGGAAACUAUUACCUUAUCAAUUUAAAAUACUAACAAAAAUUAUAAUUGAAGUUUACAAAAUAACUGAUAAUCAAUAUGAAUUAGAUACACGAGAUUUUUGUAAAACCUUACCCGAAUAUUAUAGUAAAUAUCCACCUGCUUUUGAGAAAGGUGUAAAUGGUAAUGAAAUAAAAUGUUUAUAUGGCAAAACUGUUGAAGAAAAUGAAGAUGAUGAAUUCGAUACAAUAAUCCGGAAUAAAUUUCAAUAUUCAAAUUAUAAAUCGGAUAAUUAUAAAAAUUAUUCUAAUGCUAGUUCUAAUAUUUUAGCAAAAAAUAUUUCAUUUUUAAAAGAGAAUUUCAUACGUAAUAUUAGUAUUGUUCCAACACAAAAUAAUUUUCAAGCUAUUAAAAAUUUAACACAUGCCACAUUAUACAUGUUUAAGGUAUUCUUUUGUACUCGUAUUGGCUGUAACGAUUACAGAUUACAUUUUGAUAAAACCUAUCGUAUUAAUGACGGAAAUGCUAUUACAAAUACAACAAUAAUUGAAUCGGGAAAAUAUGAAAAUGGAACUAAAAAAUAUUCAUUACAAAUAUUGGAACCGAAUAAACCAAAUGGUGCUAUAUUAAGUUAUAAAGUACUUUUUCAGAAAUUUAUAUCAUCAGAAAAUCAUCGUCAAGGUGGUAUUGAAACACGAAAUAAAACCAUGAUAAGAUUAUUUUGUUAUAGAAAUAUUGAAAUGCAAAAAAAUAAUUUUACAAUUGAUUAUGAUAAAACUUUUAAUUUUGCAAUAUCCGUUUUAAGUACAUACGAUGAUGGUAAAUUUAGUCCUUUAAAAGGAUUCCAAGAAUCUAAUAAGAAUAAUGUGAUAACAGAAGAAAAACAACCUACAUUUUUAAUAUCACCGAAUUCUAGUACUGACAAUAAUAAUAACAAUAAAAUUGAAAAUAAUGAUAGUGUUGGCAGUAAUAGUGUCAUAACAAUUGAAAUUUUGGUAAUAAUAUUAAUAAUUUUGAUAGUUGGUGGUGUUAGUUGGUAUACAUAUAAAAAAUAUCCUAAUAUUAAAACAAAAAUUUAUUAUAACGUACAUGAUGAUCGUAUUGAUUUACUUGGUGAAGACUACAAUAAUCCUGAUGAUAUUGAUGAAGAAAUUCAAAAAGAAAUGGAAACAAUUCAAUUACAAAAUGAUCACUUUAGUUUAUAGCACUGAAAUAUUUAAUUCAAUUUUUAAAAUUAAAAAUUAAAAAUGAAGGAUA
Molecule: messenger RNA, 3096 nt
Organism: Condylostylus longicornis
Lineage: Eukaryota; Metazoa; Arthropoda; Insecta; Diptera; Dolichopodidae
Product: insulin-like peptide receptor
Exons: 9
Coding region: 15-3044 (1009 amino acids)
Molecular function (GO): protein binding
Source: RefSeq, a predicted model, not a curated record